AUGUCUGCCAUUACAGUUAUCCCGUGGAAAGAAUUUUUGUCUUAUUCGUAUAAAGAUGAUAAGGUACGUUAUUUUAUAGAAUUUUACAUGGACAUCGAAAAUUCAGUCCAAGAGAUAAAUUAUGAACUUAAAUUAUUAAAAUUGGUCUAAUACAAGCAAUGUUAUGACUGUUUUAAAAGACGUCUGGUCUCAAUGGAUCAUUGAAAUCACACGUCGGUAUUUUUAGUUUUGACCACCUCUUGCUUUAAACAGUCAACAUUCCUUCUACUGGACCAAUUUUAAUAAAACUGAUUUUUUGUUUAUGUUUGGCCACAUCGUUGCUGUAUCUGAGUCUUUGAUAUUUGUUUGUUUUUCAUUUAGGGAAGAAAACCCUUCCCAUCAAGAAGUCAGAUAUUAAUCAUUGGUAACGAGCCACAGUUGUCCAAUUGGCCAGCGGUAAACCUUGUAAGAAAUCUGGAAGAUGUAAAUGAGGUGAAACGGCAAUUCAUCACGAGGCCUCUAAUAUUACAGGUCGAGUGCGGAAAACAUGUUCCUAUUGGUCAAAGGUCUGUCAGGUGUCCGUAUUGUUUAGAGAGGUGUCUGUAUUAGAGAGAUGUCUGUAUUAGAGAGAUGUCUGUAUUAGAGAGGUGUCUGUAUUAGAGAGGUGUCUGUAUUAGAGAGGUGUCUGUAUUAGAGAGGUGUCUGUAUUAGAGAGGUGUCUGUAUUAGAGAGGUGUUUGACUGUUUGUAUUAGAGAGGUGUCUGUAUUAGAGAGGUGUCUGUAUUAGAGAGAUGUCUGUAUUAGAGAGAUGUUUGUAUUAGAGAGAUGUCUGUAUUAGAGAGGUGUCUGUAUUAGAGAGAUGUCUGUAUUAGAGAGGUACAAAAACAGUGUCUUCAAACAUUAUUUUGUUUUUCUGUUAAGGUUAAACAAUCGUGGAGAAAUCCUUGGUCCUUCUGAUAUUGAGUGGUGGCUCACACCCAGUUCUACAGCUUGGAAUGAAGCUACUUUCCAUCCAGGUGGUCUAACAGCUGAAGGAAUUCGACCUAACCGUUUUCUGCAGGUGACAUUUGCCGUGUUAGUGGAUACAUCUCAUCCGAGUAUCCAGAGACAGCUUAGUGAUGGCUUCAGGCGAGCAGAGACGUUUCUGACGAGCAAAAAAUCAUUUUGCGUUGAGGUGAGUCUUUUCUCCAAACCCGGAAACAUCGUUUCCUAG
This is a messenger RNA of Paramuricea clavata, 1192 nucleotides long. The record is from the annotation of a GenBank genome assembly. Lineage: Eukaryota; Metazoa; Cnidaria; Anthozoa; Malacalcyonacea; Plexauridae.